AUGGAGUCAAACGACUCUCCCCCUAAUGGUAGUGACUGGUUCAACAGAUGCCGAUCACACGUACCUUGGCGGACUCGGACUCCUUCCCCAGCAAACCUUCCGGGUCUCUGUCAGCACUGCUGCAAGAUCGACUUCGAACAGUUUGCAUCGACACGAGUUCCGUCCAAGGACAACUCGCCACAGACGAGGAUACUCAUCUCGCUCUUCAACGUUAUCAAACAUCAACGAGAUGGAAGAUGCAAUUUUUGCACUGUUCUCUUCGACGCCAUCGCACUCAAACGUCACGAUCCAUUCGAACAUCCAGCUGUGAGGGACUACAUGCCUUCUGAUGCGAGAGGUAGGACUUUCGAGACAUGGGCAAAAGGAAUCAGGUGGCAUGAUAGAUUGACGCAUGUUCCCCAUCCCUUCGGGCAGAGUCGGAACAGGAUCAUCAUUGAAGAAGACCCUUCAAAUCCAAAUUUGUUACGAGAACGUCGUGAUGAGGCGAUGGAAAAUGCUGAACAAGCGGGACUCUUUACCAGCGGCGCGGUUGUUGGCGCAACUACGACCGCCGCAGUACAGGACACGAAUAGGGACCGACAACUGGGUCUCACUGUUGCAACCGGCGCAGGGUCGUUGGCCGCCUCGCUUCUCACUAUGGACAAUAAGUUGCCUGUCGUUUUCCAGGUAAAGAUGCACAACGUCAAUGCCGAUGACGCUGGGCUUCUCGAGAUAAGCCUUUGGGGGUAUGGAGGUCGGGCACAGGCACCUCUCACAAUCCUCAGCCAGUUCAAUCUUCGAAUCGCGUCCAGCCUGAUGAUCAAGGAAGGCAAAGAAAACCUUCGUUAUGGAAGAACGAUGGGUAAGAGAGUCAAUAUUGAAGGCGACUGUCUUAAUUGGCUGAACCAUUGUCGCCAAAAUCACGAGCAUAUCUGCGCAACGCCUCAGUGGUCGACUGGUCUGCCUAAGCCAGCGGGCGAGCAUUUUCGACUCAUCAAAAUCGGAGAACUCAAACCUCGAAAUGAAGAAGGCGAGAUCCCAAUGCAUACCAAAACCCAAGCACACGACGAGACAGAUGCUGAAGCUGAAGACGAUGAAGACAAGAACGAAGAAUAUCUUUGCAAGAUAGUACAAGUCGACAUCGAUGGCCGGGGAGGAGAAGUACCUGAGUACGCGGCCCUUUCGUACGUGUGGGGUGAUACGGGAGCUAAGUCCCUGAAUCUCAACUCGGAGAAUGUGUCUCAACUCGACCAGCAAAUCAACGAUCAGAAUGAAAAGGUGGCUCGAACGAUAUCUGAUGCUAUCAAGGUAGCCAAGCGCUUAGGGUUCCAAUAUCUUUGGGCAGACAGUCUUUGCGUCAUCCAGAAGAGGAGCAAUGACGACGGGGCAGAAGCGCGGGAGUCACAACUCAAACAGAUGGACAGCAUCUUUGGCCAUGCCACAGUUGUUCUGAUCGCCUCGGCAGGAAAGAAUUCCGAAGCUGGUUUAGUGGGUGUAUCCUCAACUCGCGAGCCAAUGCAGAUGGCCCGGGAAGUGAGACCGAACGUUAACGUCUUACUCCCCGUGGAGUAUGAUAAAUCUUACGGCAAGUGGGAUACACGAGGUUGGACCCUCCAAGAGAAGCUUCUCUCCAGAAGAUUGCUUGUGUUUGGUGAGAAGUACGUUAGCUUCCAUUGCAGACAUGGCAUCUUGCGCGAGGAUGUGCCUGCGGCACAUGCCGGCAAAGGCGCUGGACCCCCUCCAAUUCCUUAUCUCUCGAUGCCACCAGACAUUCAUGCUCCUACGACCGCAAUGGCCUGGAAUGGAGUCCCCGUUCUCCUGAGAUCCCCUUUUUUCAGCGAAUAUGCGAAGCUUCUGGAGCAAUACACUAGUCGAGAUAUGACUAAGUCUAGUGAUAUCCUCGACGGUAUGUAUGGCCUUCUUAAGGUUCUGGAGCAUAUGAGAGGCUCACAGAGGCCGCCCGAUGCUUGUGCCCUUACAUAUCUCCAAGGUACUGAACGAGGGGACCGCACUCUCUAUGGACUUCCCGAGGAGUUCCUCGACCUUGCACUGCUUUGGCAGCCUCCAGCAGCGGUUGGGACGUAUCUGACUAAAAGGGCGAACGAUGUUCUCCCCAGCUGGUCAUGGGCUGGGUGGGAGGUCAGUAAAGACCCUACCCAUGGUGAAAAAGAUGGAGAGUAUGAUGCCCAUCCCGGCGUGCGAUUCGAAGAGCCGUUCUGGGUCUCCGGCAAUGACGACAUGUCCCUCAGGAAAUUCAGGGCGACCGGCAGCAAUGCUGAGGAGCGUUUCAGACCAUUGGUGAUGUGGUACAAGUGGUCUGCCACGCGUCAAGAGAAGCCGCCCCCUCCGCCAAAAAAGUCGCAUUUGAAAUCCGAUUCCGUGACGAGACUACAGAAGACGCUACCAGUAGUCUCACAGCUCGCAACUAGAUCUCAGCUCGCAACAAAACCUCAACAUGCUGAGCGCAGCCUAGCACCUGUGAAUGGGUCCGGUGUAGGCAUUGUGUGUGGUUCGCGCGAUGUGGACUCACGAGCUUUGAAGAAAGCCCUCAAAUUUCGUGGGGUCGACUAUGAAGCCGCGGGUGCCCCUUCCAUGCCGCCCGGAAUUCGGCUAGAUGACCGCCACCUAGUCUGUGAGACGAUGGUGGCCACCUUUAGACUUCGUCAGAGGAGAUCUAGGAAAGAGCCAUUAUGGAAUCUGGUUGAUGGAGUUGCGAAAAUUGAGAAGGAGCUGCAGAUUUUGGAAGCCGAGAUCUUGGACGACAAAGAGAACGUCAUCGGCCACAUGAUCCAUACUGACCAACGAAAAACCAUAUCGGCCCAUCCUUAUGAUUUUAUCCUGCUCUCCGAAUCGCAGUACUGGGGAACUGAGAAGAGAAUUGACAUCGUGGGCUACCCAUUAUACAAUGUCAUGACCGUUGAAUGGGAUACUAUGGUUCACUAG
Molecule: messenger RNA, 2922 nt
Organism: Colletotrichum costaricense
Lineage: Eukaryota; Fungi; Ascomycota; Sordariomycetes; Glomerellales; Glomerellaceae
Exons: 2
Coding region: 1-2922 (973 amino acids)
Source: RefSeq, a predicted model, not a curated record